Molecule: messenger RNA, 1377 nt
Organism: Erythranthe guttata (spotted monkey flower)
Lineage: Eukaryota; Viridiplantae; Streptophyta; Magnoliopsida; Lamiales; Phrymaceae
Product: beta-D-glucosyl crocetin beta-1,6-glucosyltransferase
Molecular function (GO): UDP-glycosyltransferase activity
Source: RefSeq, a predicted model, not a curated record
AUGGAUUCAGAAGCUUCUUGUUUCAGAAUUUUGAUGUUUCCAUGGCUAGCUCAUGGGCACAUAUUCCCAUAUCUCGAGCUUGCCAGAAGAAUCUCGAAGAAGAAGAAGUUCCACAUACACUUGUGUUCAACCGCCGUUAAUUUCAAUUCAAUCAAUUCCUUCAUCGAAAAGAACUCACUACAAAACUCCAUUGAAACAGUAGAGCUCCAUCUGCAAUCUGAUCUUCCUCCACACUACCACACGACGAAGAAUCUCCCAUCGAAUCUCAUUCUCACCCUCCUCAAAUCCUUCCAGACAGCAAAACCCAGCUUCUCCGACACGAUCGCCGCCCUGAAACCCGAUCUGGUCAUCUACGACAUCUUCCAGCCAUGGGCAGCCCGAAUCGCUUCGUCGCGAGGAAUCCCCGCCGUUCAUUUCGCCGCUUUUGCAGCGGCAACAAUGGCGUUCGUCCACCACCACUACGCUUCUCCGGGCGGCGAUUUUCCUUUCCCGGAAUUGUGUCUGCUGGACCACGAGAAGAGGAGUAUAGAUUCUCUGAUUCAGUUCUUGUACACAGACGUCUUCGAAGAAGAUAAAGAAGUUAUUUUUCAGAAUUAUCGACUGUCUUCUGAGUUUGUUAUGCUAAAAACCAGUGAAGGAUUUGAAGGGAAGUAUAUAGACUAUGUUUCUGAUGUGUGCCGGAGAAAAAUAUUGCCAGUUGGUCCACUCGUCACAGGUGUUUGUGAAAAUGCCGAAGAGAACAACUCAGAUGUAAUGAAAUGGCUAAGCAAGAAAGAGCAUCAUUCAACUGUUUACAUCUCUUUCGGGAGUGAGUACUUCUUGUCCGAAGAAGAGAUUGAUGAAAUAGCCAAAGGGCUCGAGCUUUGCGACGAACGAGUUAACUUUAUAUGGGUCGUCAGAUUCCCGGUCGGAGAAAAGACAAUCACCAUUGAAGAGAGGCUUCCUCGGGGAUUUCUCAACAGGGUGGAAGGCAGGGGAAUGGUUGUUUCUGGAUGGGCUCCACAGGCUAAUAUAUUAGCGCAUCCUAGUACAGGCGCAUUCGUAAGCCACUGCGGGUGGAGUUCUUUAACCGAGAGCAUAUAUUACGGAGUUCCGGUUAUAGGAAUGCCGAAGAAACUCAACAUGUUUAUCGAUGCAAGAAUGUUGGUUGGUGCUGGCGCGUGUGUGGAGGUUCCUUCGGAAGAAAACGGAGUAUUUAAGGGAGAAAAUAUUGCGAAUGUGAUACGUAAAGUGAUAUUGGAAGAGAGAAUUGGACAAGGGUUGAGGCUUAGAUCUCGAGAAUUGAGUGAGAAGAUGAGAAUCGAAGAGGAGCAAUUGAUCGACGAAACGGCUGAGCAACUAUGGCAACUGUGUUUAAAGAACAAGGGCAAACACUAA